AUGACAACCGCAAAUCCACAACAAAGACAGUUUGCGUUGUUUAGUAAAUUUAGCAUUGAAGUGCGGCCACCACCAAUGUUACGACGAGAUGAGCGAAUUCGAUCAAUGACGUGCUCUUUUGAAGAAAUUGCUGAGUCAGAGGAGGAGGAGGAUAUGCAGCUCCCAGAACGAACAUCACCUAAAGGGCGUUCACCCUUUGCCGUCAUAGGCGAAUCGCCAUUUGCCGAAAGACGCGCAGCCUCUCCGCAGAGCCAAAGCCCAACCUAUGCGAGAAAACUCGGUGCACCUCGACUAUGUCGUGGAUAUUCGGAUCCAGGUCUAUGUCAUCGACGAGCUAUGUCUGCAUCUUUGAGUCCAGAUCGACAUGAUGCUGGAACGGAUCUAGCAAACCUUCCACCGAUUCCCGAAACAACCUCAUCGUGAUCUGUUUAUGAUACUGAUUGUGAGACCCAUCAAAAAGCCGGAGCAUAAUCGAAAUGUUUUUUUAUCGGCUUAGAUUUCAGCUGAUAUCAGUUGACAACAUUGGAUGAAUGUGAAUUUUUACUCUAUGAGAAAAUCAACUACUACACAUAACGACGAAUGCCUCUUGAUCAUUGCUCUUGAAAAAAUUUUUAAAUCUACCCCUAGUCUAUUUUGUCAAUCAGCCCACCAAUGACAACGAAUUCUUUACCUCUAAGAUCUCUGACUAGUCUCUUAAUGUAAUAAUUUUUGCAUAUCUGAUUAUGUAUUUUUGUCAGUGCAUUGUUCGGGUUUUAACUAGAGCCUUGAUAGUUUGUGAACGGGUCUAUAAUUGAAGAACGUGAUUUUUACGUAC
Molecule: messenger RNA, 814 nt
Organism: Cylicocyclus nassatus
Lineage: Eukaryota; Metazoa; Nematoda; Chromadorea; Rhabditida; Strongylidae
Source: the annotation of a GenBank genome assembly